Molecule: messenger RNA, 1869 nt
Organism: Passer domesticus (house sparrow)
Lineage: Eukaryota; Metazoa; Chordata; Aves; Passeriformes; Passeridae
Product: zinc finger protein 664-like
Exons: 3
Coding region: 195-1316 (373 amino acids)
Biological process (GO): regulation of transcription by RNA polymerase II
Molecular function (GO): RNA polymerase II cis-regulatory region sequence-specific DNA binding; DNA-binding transcription factor activity, RNA polymerase II-specific
Source: RefSeq, a predicted model, not a curated record
CAAGGUUGGGUGUUUUUGCUGAAUCUUGGUCAUUUGUGCAUUUUGGGGGACUGAAUCUCAGUGUUUUGGGGUUUACACAGGCACCAGAUUCCCAGUGAGUUCUAGAGUUUGCAGGCGCAGGGGCCCAACACUGUAACUGUAAUACCUCAGGGCAAAGGUGACCAGGGUCAGAGAGAGACACCCCUCUGAGGACAAUGCUCUCACCAUCAGCAUUUUCAGGCUCACAUGAAUGCAGCAAGCUUCAUUGGUAUCACCCAGUCCAGCUGCCCUUUUUUCCUUAUAUGUACUCCCCUAGGAUGUUCUCCCAUCUCUUGUCCCCCAUUGGUCCCGGUUUACUGCAAUGCUCCGCCCCUGUUACCUCAUUGGUUCCCCAGUUGGCUGCCCCUCCUCUGCACCACCUGUGCUCAGUUCCCAUUGGCCCUUGGCCCUCAGACCCGCCCCUUCCCCUCUUAUCAAACCCUGUGUCCUCAGCCCCAUUUUGUCUCUGUCCCUGGAUCCUCUGCAUUGCAAUAAACUGUGUUUGGAGCUGUGCGCACAGACUCGUCUCUGGCCUCGUCCAUCAGCAGGAUUUCUCAUUCCCAAACCCUGGCCGGAUGGAGGAGGAGGCUGUGAGGAAGAGGAAGAAGCCCCGGGACACGCAGGCAGACAAGGAGCUGAGGAUGGAGAGCAGGGAGGACAAAUCCCCAAAGAAGAACCUUAUGGAAGAGGCUGUUCUGAGCAGCUCGACGGCCCAGGAAUCCAACAGAGAGGGAAAGCUCCAGAGAUCCCACAGGAGAAGGGGCUGCAAACCCAGCCCAGUGUGCUCUGAGGAGGAAAGCCCCACCCUGUGCCAAGAAGGUGGACAGAGCUUCAGCCAGAGCUCAGAGCUGGUGAUGCAGGAGCAGCCUCAUGAUGGGGAGAAGCCCUACAAGUGCUUGGAGUGUGGGAAGAGCUUCAGGCAGAGCAGCACCCUGAUCCGCCACCAGAUGAUCCACACCGGGGAAUGGGCCUAUGAGUGUGGGGAGUGUGGGAAGGGCUUGAGGUGCAGCUCAGAACUCAUCACCCACCAACGCAUCCACACUGGGGAGAGGCCCUACGAGUGUGCCCAGUGUUGGAAGAGGUUUCACACCAGCUCCAGUCUCCUCAUACAUGAGCGGAUUCACACAGAUGAGAGGCCCUUCUGCUGCCCCGACUGCGGGAAGGGCUUCAAGUACAUCUCCCAUCUCGUCAGGCACCGGCGCAUCCACAGUGGGGAGAGGCCCUACGAGUGUCCCCAGUGUGGGAAGAGUUUCACCCAGAGCUCUGACUUGAACAGACACCUACGGAAGCACCGGUAAGGCAAGCCCUGCAAAUGUCCCUGAGGGGAGAGCUUCGUGCCUGGCUCCGGCUUCAUACCCAAUUGGAGUACCCAUGUUGGGAAGAGACGUGUGAUCCAUGUUCAUUGUAAUCCAUACUGGGAAGACACCUGUCCCUUUUCCUACCCCUGCCAAUGACCUGAUGCGGGAUUGAAGAACAUGGGGGUCUGGCUAGGGCUGUGUCAUUGCAUUAAUUCUCUCCUCAGGUCAUUGUCAGCGGCAGGAAAGGGUCUCUCUCUCCCCGAGGAGAAGGGUGUCCUUCCCAGGCCGGAGGAAAUAUGUGGCCAGGAUGAUCCAGUGAGUUGUGUUUUGGUUUUCCCUGUAAAUAGUUUUUCUUUUCCCUUCUGUUACCAGUAUUGUUUCUGUUCUUGUUUGUUCUUUAUCUUAUUGCUGUUCCCAGUAAAUUGUUCUUAUCCCUGCCUGGGAUCCUUGAUUUUUGUGAUUUCCAUGGAAGGCGGGAUGGCAGCGAGCAGCAGCGUGGUUUUAGCAGGAGCAGGAAAUUGGGGAAUCCCAUUUCUGAACCCCGGCCCGUGGA